AUGCGCGCGCGGGCGACGUGCGCGAUCGCGCGCGCGGUCGAGCGCGCGCGCGAGGGAAUUCACCGCGCGCGCGCGCUCGGGACGGACGCGCGAAGCCGCGCGGACGUGGACGAACGGGCGACGGCAUCGGAGAGGUCUUCGGGACGAGGCGCGGACGAGACCGAGGGGCGGACGACGGCGGCGGCGCGCGCGCGGACGAGGGGCGAGGUAAAGACCGCGCGCGCGGGUGCGGAUGGAUCGCGCGCGGACGGCGCGCGCGCGGGCGGGGCGACGGCGGAGACGAAGGGGCGCGAGACGGGGGCGAAGGCUUCGGGCGGGCGCGGCGUCGGGUCGUCGAGCGCCCCCGGAAGGGAAGGGGAGCGUGGGAAGCGGUACACCGCCAGUGGAUUGGUCUCCAUCGUCGUCGACGCGGUGAAGGAGGAGUACAGGCUGGCGAUGAUGGAUCCGGGAGACGCCGCGGCUGCGCGUAGGAAGGCGAUGGGGUACGAUAAGGACGCGGCGUACGAGCCGUACGAAGGGACGACGGCGGUGGCGAUGACGCCGGAGAAGGAACCGACGGCGUUUGGGAAGCUGUGGAGAGGCGUUCGGGAAAAGCUCGGGAUUCCGGUGGUGAUGGACAAGUUGGAGGGGGUGAAGAAGACGGCGGCGUACGCCAAGGCUGGGGAGCUAGCCGAGGACAUCCGCGAGCGCUGGGAGACGAGCGACUCACCGAUGGUGCAUCGUAUUCAAGACUUGCAGGACUCCAUGUUCACCGAGACCGAGCAAGCGGAGGCGUAUCGGUUGAUUCGGAGCCGCGACCCGAUGUUCAACACGAACGAUUUCAUCGCCGAGGUGCGAAGAGACAUCCCGAAGGUUUUGGGCGCGUACCUCAGGGGCGACGUCGAUGCGCUCAAGGAGACCAACAUCUCCAAAGAGAUGCUCGAGCGUUUGUCGGGGCAGAUGAAUUUGUGGAAGGCGGAGGGGCAGUUUGUCGAUCCGCGAAUCUUGGACCUGAGCGAAGUCGAGCUCAUGGAGGUUCGAAUGAUGGAGAACGAACCCUUGGUCGUGCUCACGUUUAGCUGUCAGCAAAUUAACUGCGUGCGCGACAAAUCGGGAAAAAUCGUUGAGGGCGGCGAGGACGACAUCCAGUCCGUGCACUACCUCUGGGCGAUGCAGCUCGUGGAUACAAAGUUCACCACCGACGACGGGCGCGAGUACAUGAAACCCACGUGGGUGCUUCGCGAGCUCGUCCUUCGCGGGAUGAUGGCCGUCGCGGCGUGA
This is a messenger RNA of Ostreococcus tauri, 1260 nucleotides long. RefSeq names its product Tim44-like domain. Gene Ontology annotation, cellular component: mitochondrial inner membrane. Lineage: Eukaryota; Viridiplantae; Chlorophyta; Mamiellophyceae; Mamiellales; Bathycoccaceae. The transcript has a single exon. The record is from RefSeq and is a predicted model, not a curated record. Gene Ontology annotation, molecular function: protein-folding chaperone binding. Gene Ontology annotation, biological process: protein import into mitochondrial matrix. The coding region runs from base 1 to 1260 and encodes 419 amino acids.